GGUAGAAAAGAAGCCUAAUCAACAACCAGUUCGCAGCAGUGUGACCUUAUUGUUCACCCAUUAAAUCCCCGCAGAUCUUGACAGACCUAAAAGUGCAAGUCCGGUCUGUAAGCUCUUUGUUGACUGGCAAUAAGGUCAGUAGGAAGUCUUCCGCAGGGGUCGUGUUGUACUUUUCACCUGUUCAGGAGGGAGAACACCUGAUUGCUGCCCUCCAAAUGCUGCUGCAUUCCCAGUAGACUGGGUUAAAGAUAUUAAAAGAUGUGGGAGCAUUUCAAUGCGCAGUACACAGUGAGUCUCGUCGGUGGAAGGAGGCGCGGAACAAGAGCCAGAGAACUACACGGGAGAGGGAGAAUUGAGUUACACUGCAAUUACGCUUUUCUUGCAAAACGACGUUAUUUCUACGGGCAGCCGACACACACACGCAACCUGAGCCAAACUAACUGAGAAUUUAUUUUAAACCCGGACAAGAGGGAGUAUACAGAAAACCAGAGUGCAGAGUCCAAACUGUGAGAGUGUGCAUAUACAUGCUUGUGUGAGAGCUCGGGGGCAUACAUUAUAUGUGUAUGUGAGAUGAGGAGAAGCUAAGUGGCUACCACAACCACCCAGAUCAGACCGCCUCCUGUGCUGCAAGAUGGAUUAGAGCCCCACACCCCAGGAGAUCAAAGGUGGCUGUGACAGGGGCACCCCCGGGGCAGGACCCAUGAGGAGUCAUAGAAGAUGCUCACAGCCUGGGCGCUUCUGCUCUUCUUAGCCAUGUGGGUGAGAAGCACCUCUAGUGGCCCGCUUUCCUUCAGAAUAGCUGCCAUCCUCGAUGACCCGAUGGAGUGCAGCAGAGGGGAACGUUUGGCCAUCACGCUGGCCAAAGACAGCAUCAACAGGAACAGUAACCGCUCAACCACUGGGAAGCUGGAGGUGGACAUCUUUGAACUGCUGAGAGACAGCGAAUAUGAGAUGGGGGAAACAAUGUGCCAGAUCAUGUCCAAAGGGGUGGUUGCAGUGCUCGGUCCCUCUGCCAGCCCGGCCUCCAACUCCAUCAUCAGCAAUAUCUGUGGAGAGAAGGAGGUGCCUUAUGUCAAGGUGGCUCCAGAGGACAUUCUGAAAGUUCAGUUCCCCCGGUUCACCACUCUGGACCUGAGACCAACCAACACCGACAUCAGCUUGGCUGUAGCCGGCCUUCUCACCUUCUUUAACAGCACCACCGCCUGCCUCAUCUGUGUACAAGCUGACUGCUUAUUGAACCUGGAGCAGCUCCUGAGGCAGUUCCUCAUCUCCAAGGAGACUCUGUCAGUGCGCAUGCUUGAUGACAGCCAGGAUCCGACCCCGCUCCUGAAGGAAAUACGAGAUGACAAGACUGCCACAAUUAUAGUGGAUGCCAAUGCCACCAUGUCACACAUCAUUUUGGAACGGGCAUCAGAGCUGGGAAUGCUGUCAGUCUACUACACUUACAUCUUCACCUCUCUGGAAUUCUCUUUACUCCGACUGGACGACGUGGCGGACCAACGAGUCAACAUCGUUGGUUUUUCGGUCUUCAACAAAACUCAUCCCUUCUUUCAGGAUUUCGUGCUAAGCCUCAACCGCUCCUGGCAGGAGAACUGUGAUCAUGCACCUUUUGCUGGAACCCCGCUCUCCUCAGCUCUGCUCUUUGAUGCGGUAUACGCGGUGGUGGCGGCAGUCCAGGAGUUGAACCGUAGCCAGAAUGUUGGUGCCACUCAGCUCUCCUGCAAGUCCUCCAAGAUCUGGGAGCACGGCACCAGCCUCAUGAAUUACUUAAGGAUGGUAGAAUUGGAAGGUCUAACAGGACACAUUGAAUUCAACAGCAAGGGUCAGCGGUCUAACUACGCCCUGAGGAUCAUGCAGAACAGCAAGGAUGGCCUAAGGCAGAUUGGCCUGUGGCACUCGGAAGAUGGACUGUCCAUGGAGAGAACUCUUCCAUCAAUCAAUGUGACAGACACCCUUUUCAACACUACUCUUACCAUCACGACAAUAUUAGAGAAUCCAUAUGUGAUGCUGCGGCCGAACCACCAGGAACUGGAGGGAAAUGAUCGCUACGAAGGCUUCUGCGUGGACAUGCUCAAAGAGCUGGCAGAUAUUCUCAAGUUUAAGUAUCGCAUCCGACUGGUGGGGGACGGACUGUACGGGGUUCCCGGAGCCAAUGGAACAUGGACCGGCAUGGUUGGCGAGCUAAUCUCAAGGAAAGCUGACCUGGCAGUCGCGGGCCUCACCAUCACUGCAGAGCGUGAAAAAGUCAUCGACUUCUCCAAGCCCUUCAUGACCCUCGGUAUCAGCAUCAUGUACCGCGUCCACCUGGGACGCAGGCCUGGCUACUUCUCCUUCCUGGAUCCCUUCUCCCCUGGAGUCUGGCUCUUCAUGCUUCUGGCCUACUUGGCUGUCAGCUGUGUCCUCUUUCUGGUGGCCAGACUGACACCAUAUGAGUGGUACAACCCCCACCCCUGUCUAAAGGGACGCUGUAACCUGCUGAUCAAUCAGUACUCGCUUGGCAACAGUUUCUGGUUCCCUGUCGGAGGCUUCAUGCAGCAAGGAUCCACCAUUGCUCCCAGAGCUCUGUCCACACGUUGUGUCAGCGGAGUCUGGUGGGCCUUCACAUUAAUCAUCAUCUCAUCCUACACCGCCAACCUGGCUGCCUUCCUAACGGUCCAGAGGAUGGAGGUGCCGAUAGAGUCAGUAGACGACCUGGCGGAUCAGACGGCAAUAGAGUACGGCACCAUGCAUGGAGGAUCCACAAUGACCUUCUUCCAGAACUCUCGCUACCAGACCUACCAGCGUAUGUGGAACUUCAUGCACUCGAAGCAGCCCAGUGUGUUUGUGAAGAGCACGGAGGAGGGCAUCGCCCGCGUCCUCAACUCCAACUAUGCCUAUUUGCUGGAGAGCACCAUGAAUGAGUACUACCGCCAGAGAAACUGCAACCUGACUCAGAUUGGAGGACUGCUGGACACGAAGGGCUACGGCAUUGGCAUGCCACUGGGGUCAGUGUACCGUGAUGAGUUUGACCUGGCCAUCCUCAAAAUGCAGGAGGACAAUCGUUUGGAGAUCCUCAAGAGGAAAUGGUGGGAUGGUGGCAAGUGUCCAAAGGAGGAGGACCACCGUGCUAAAGGUCUGGGCAUGGAGAACAUUGGCGGUAUCUUCGUGGUGCUGGUGUGUGGCCUGCUGGUGGCUAUCUUCAUGGCAGUGCUGGAGUUUGUCUGGAUGUUAAGGCAGACACCAGGAAACGAGCAGUCAGUGUGUGAGGAGAUGCUGCGGGAGCUGCAGGGGAUCGUCCUGUGUCGCGACAGCCUGCAGGUGAGGCGCCGGCGGGCGGCCCCAAUGAUGCGGCCGCGGCCCUUACCCCUGGAGGAGCGUCGGGCUCGAGCUGCCGCCGUCAGCCUCAGCAACGGCAAGCUGUGCGGAGGCACCGGACUGCCUGAACCCCUCUCCCACAGACUGGCACAGGAGGCUGCCCUGGUUGCGAGAGGGUGCAGCCACAUCCGCAUUUGCCCCGAGUGCCGGCGCUUUCAGGGACUGAGGAUGCGUCCUGCAGGGGCCACGGGUGCCCUCCCUUCUCCCACGCACAGUGAGGAGAGCAUAGAGUGGGACAAGACCACAAAUAGCAGUGAACCUGAAUAACGCCCAGCGAUUCCAACAGGACUGACUUUCCCAAAGGCCGCCUCUAUAUUUUCCAGGGAUCAAAGAUCGUGUGGUUGUUUUUGUUUUGUUUUUUUCUUUCUUUUCUGAUUCAGCCAUUUGGAGCUUGAUCGUAAAGGGCAGGACAGUGCUGUGACUUUGUUUUGCCCUAGAGGCAACAGCCAGUAGUCAGUUUUGAAAUCUCCUGGGGUGAAUUUUUUACGUGGUCAUAAGAGAAACUGAUGAGUCUGUCUCGUUGUGGUCUGUCCCUGUUGGCCCUGCGUGCUGUGUAAAACAGGACGAACAAAAACAGCUAUGGGGCACUUGUACUAUGCAGUAUUUUCAGUCAUUUAUCAUUGUGCUGUUUUUUUUUUCUUUUUUUCCUUUUUAAAUUAUUUCUGUCCUCUGUUGGGUUAUCGGUACUGAAUAUUGUUAUUCUAUUGUUCUUAAAAGAUCUUUAAACAAACUCCUUUUUUAAUCUGAAAAUUUACUGUAUGGGCGUAUAUUGCCUCUGAAGAGCUGCAGAGAUGAACAGACUAAAGCGAAGUCAUCCUUCAAACCUUUUAUUUUGAAAGUGCCAAAAACCAUAAGUACUAUCUUGUGGCUGAAGAAAGCACCACAGCCUUGAGAAGACAAAAACUCAACUGAACCUAGAAAACAAACAAACAGAGACAUACAGACACAUGGACUCCUUUUAUAGUAGUGAUAUUCUAUUAAAAAAAUGUUUUAACUGUUGGUAUCUCUGAAAGACAGCGAUGCAUGUCCAGAGGUGUUGGCAGGUGCUCAUUGAAUGAUUAACUGCUGAAGUGGUGGCUGAAGGAAAGUGUUCCUGUUUUGAAUACCUGCUUGAAAACAUCAUGGCUGCACACACAAACACAAAGACAUUUCAUUGAUUUCAGCUUCCUUUGUGUUUGUGUUUUGUGUUUUCCUUUGUGUUUCCUUUCUCCUCCAUAUGUCCUACAUCUUUGACACAAUGACACAUUUAUUGUCUCAUUAAAUGUCCUCUAUAUGAUCUCUCACUUCAAAGUAUUUACACAGUCUCCUGCGGAGUAUACAUGUGUCUAAGAAGGAUUCAGGGUCCACAAGGACAAGCCAGUGAGAUCGAAUGAAACCCAGCAUGUAUCAGGUCCAACCAAAAGUCCGGGUAGAGUAAAAAAAAAGGCUUUUUAUAUCAGCAAUUGACUUGAGUUCUUUAAAUGUCAAGGCAGUUAAACUUUUAUUGAAUGAGAUUAUUUUUUUCUUUUUUUUUACACACGGUGUUUCACUUAAGAUAAGCCUGACAUUUUCAUGCUUUUUUGUUAGAAAACAUACAAACAAAAAACUUAAAAUAUAUUAAUCACGUCUGUAAGAGACAGAUUUUUAAUGUAAACAACAAUGAUUGGUUACAGUUUUAAUUAUGUUGUUCUGUCAAGAAGUCAAGAAAUAUUUUUUGUUCAGUAUAUCAGUCAGACCUCCAGAGGUGAAACAAACCACCAGCAACAGGAUUCUUAGGAUUUUUGAGUUAAUUUCUACGUGUGACUUGGUGUUGACCCACUGAACCGAGUGGUUUUGAAGGUGUUACUGUAGCCUGACUGCUGCACAGUGAGACUCAGCGGUCAGACGCCUGUCUACGCUGCUCCUCGCUUACCCUGUGUGUGUCCAUCAGCUUCUGUCAGUCACCAUCACUCAGAAUUAGGCCACCAACUCAACAUAUCUUGAAGGUACCACUGCAGUGUCUCUCUUGUACUUUUAUUAGCCACAUUCGCUUUCUAUCUUUGGUAUUUUUCACCUGCUGGUUGUACAAAUCUGUGUGUGUUCUUUUAAUGUAGCAACCACGAAAAGGAGUGAAUGUUAAACUGAGGUGUCCAGUCUGUCAAUGCUCAUCUUUUUUUAUUUCUUCACUUUAUUGUCACUCGGUCACAUCUCAUUCCUCACGUACACACAAAUCUAAACACACAAAUACACCCCCCC
This is a messenger RNA of Scatophagus argus, 5568 nucleotides long. It is a transcript of the gene grik4, whose product is annotated as glutamate receptor, ionotropic, kainate 4. The record is from RefSeq and is a predicted model, not a curated record. Gene Ontology annotation, biological process: modulation of chemical synaptic transmission; synaptic transmission, glutamatergic; monoatomic ion transport. Gene Ontology annotation, molecular function: kainate selective glutamate receptor activity; transmitter-gated monoatomic ion channel activity involved in regulation of postsynaptic membrane potential. The transcript has 22 exons. Gene Ontology annotation, cellular component: postsynaptic membrane; presynaptic membrane; kainate selective glutamate receptor complex. Lineage: Eukaryota; Metazoa; Chordata; Actinopteri; Scatophagidae. The coding region runs from base 718 to 3621 and encodes 967 amino acids.